UUUUUUAGAUUUCACAACUUUUAGUCUUUUAUAUUUUCACUUAAAAAUCACUCAAAGUUUGUGGAUUUUUUUUUUUUCAUUUAUUAGGGGGGGAGGAUGAUACCUUUUGCUAACAUUUCACGUGCUCUUUCGUAUAUUCUACCUUUUUGAAAAUGUUGCCCCGUAUUAGUGAUGAAGACGAAUCUUAUGAGCUGUAUGAUGAAUUCGAUGAUGAUGAUGAGAAGGAUGAAGAAGAGGAAGAAGCAGAAAGAUUAAAGGAAAUAGAGAGCGAACUGUAUAGUUAUAUCCAUUAUGGUUCUCAAACUGACUUAGAAACAGAGACUGUUGAUCCAACAUUUUGGAGGUCUUUAGAAAAAGAUAAUUCAGCAGUAAAUAGACCACUAAUGAGGCUGAAGGUGAAGGAAGAUAAAAAGAGUGCUGAAGACCCUAUUUUGACAAAGACCUUCAAGUGCGGUAACUGUUCCCUUGUUGGUCAUCUUAGCAGAGAUUGUCGGCAAAUGAAACCACCUGUAUGUUAUCUCUGUGGAAUUUUAGGACACAAAAGCCAUGAGUGCCCAGAUAGUAUUUGCUUUAACUGUGAAUGCCCUGGACAUUUUACUCGUGAUUGCAAUGCAUGCAAACGCCCUUAUAAUGCACACUGUUCCCGAUGUGACAUGAAGGGCCAUAUGUAUCAUGAAUGCCCUGAUCUUUGGAGAAGAUACCAUGCGACCACCAGAGAAGGACCUAUUAUGAAGACGCCAUCUCGUUGUAACCCAAGGGUUUAUUGCUCCAAUUGUGGACUGGUUGGACAUUUCGCUUAUGAUUGUUAUAAUCUAGCCAUGUACAGGUUCAUCAAACCUAGUUAUCCUUUCAUCGUCAGCUAUAAAAAGAACUUUGUGAGUAGAAAAAAUUUAAAAAAAAAGGAGAAAAGAUAUAUGAAAUUUAUGUUCGAAAAUGAUGAAAUUCCAGUAAAGAAACCGAAGAUUAAAGACAAAGCCAAAAUAGUAAAAAAGAAAAUAUCCAAGAAAAAGAAGAAAAACAACCGUAAGUAUUAG
Octopus sinensis (East Asian common octopus) is the source of this 1034-nucleotide messenger RNA. RefSeq names its product zinc finger CCHC domain-containing protein 7-like. Gene Ontology annotation, molecular function: zinc ion binding; nucleic acid binding. The record is from RefSeq and is a predicted model, not a curated record. The transcript is spliced from 12 exons. Lineage: Eukaryota; Metazoa; Mollusca; Cephalopoda; Octopoda; Octopodidae. Bases 153 to 1034 code for a protein of 293 amino acids.